UUAAACGCAGUCACGCGUUAUCGCACUCACGUUGGUCAUGGGCAAGAAUGCAGCAAUGUUCUGAUUGGUUUAAAGCAGCAAGAACGAAGAGUCCAGCCCUCUUCUCAGCCCAUGCUUUUGUUAUUGUCUUUUUGCUAUGUGGCUAGCUGUGCUUUUGUAAUGCACGGCGUUUACAUGGUAGCUUGAACAAGACUGUAAGUUCGAGACUCUGAAACUGCUACUUGGAUCCGUGGUGUGUGACCAGAGAGGCCUGCAGGUGAAGCUGGUGCCAUGCUGGUGACUGCACAAGUCUGCCAGUUACUGUUUCAGCCAAGAAAUCUGUACCAUGGAUGAGGAUGCCCUUUUACUGGGAAAAAGACAUUCGUAGAUCAUAUCUUCCGUUUGGAUGGAGUCAUGCUCCAUGCAGUGACAGUGGAUUGUCUAGUACUAAAACUUGGAACUGUAGCUGACUGGACGGUCUACUGGCAAGACUUGUACGAGACCAAAGACUUUUCUUCAUUUGUAACAAGUUGGAUCUUUUAAACAGCCAAAAUGAACUGCACAGAUAGUGAGUAUAUUUGGCAGUCUCGUAUUCACAGUGGAUUUAAUUAUAGGCGAAAACCAGGUCCCUUCCAAGAUGCUGCUGCAAUUGGACUGGAUUUCAACGUGGCUUGCAAAAGGAAGACCAAACUGGAUUUGAGUUUGCUAACAAAUGGAGUGGUGCUGGACAUCUAUGACUUUAGUAAAGCAUCGGUAGGGUCGGUUAAGUACUUGUUGUCCGACGUCCUGGAGUAUAAUUUCGACACCGGCAUGGACAACGAUAAACAGCGCUUUUUGUUUACAAACCGCUUAUUCACAAAAAUUGGGUUGCUGAAAAAAUAUUCCCAACAGGACGAAGUGUUUUUGCUUCCUGACCCUAAUACUUUUAAUCUAUCUGGUGUGUCAGAGGUCCAGAGUCGUCCUUACACCAAUUUGAGCGAGUUCUUGGUCAAAUCUACACCAAACUGCCAUGAAAGGAUUCAUGAAGAUGAAGCCGCCACAGCAUUUGACCAUGUUGACCAGGAUGGAGAAACUGAGCAUGUAGACGAGGCAACAAAAUGCACAGUGGUAAAGGGUUUGUACCCACUCUGUGAUGCCAUUGGUCUGGAUCUGUACAUUAGACCCAUAAACACGCCCAAGCAGAAACUAGACCCAAGAUUUUUAACCAACAAAGUCAUUUUUGAAGUGCUCAAAUUUGUUAAAGAGGUGUGCGGAACACAACGUCAGACCGUCUCAGACGUGCUCAAUCAUAAUUUUGAUCUCAGCGCUUAUGAAAAUUGCGUCUGGGGAAAAAUUAUAAAGAUCAGAAAUGGCAGAAAUGACCUAAUUCAGCGUGAUGCCAAACAGGCUUUCAGAAAGAAGCCUUGCAUCUUUGUCCAAAGAAAAUCUCGGAAAAGAGGAUGGAAAAGAAGAUGGGUCAAUGACUAUGACAGCCAAGCCUUAGCAUCACUUACAAAGCAUGGCAAAAGGAAGCGAAAGCCCAAGUAUGAUGAUGUGUUUUGUGACUUCGGACACCUGCGACAUGAUGAUCAGAAAUUCUUUGCAACAAGCUACGAAGAGAUGGAUGCCAUGCAGGAAUCGCAGACCGGAGAACAGUCAUACACUUUCUCUGAUCCAGUGCAUGAUCAUGGCAUAGAGGUGCCCAGUGAAAAGCUUAGACUCUGGAAGCGACGGACAGCGCGCAGUAAACAGAUCCUCACUUCGUGGUUCAAACACAAAAAGACACAUUGGGACUUUAACAUCGGCACUGGUGUGAAGUUAAAUACUGAUCUGCGACUACUAACUGAUGACAUCUUAGAGGACAUGUUUAAAUUUGCUUGUCAUAUGCGCAGAACUCAAUCGAAAUUCCAGCUUGAGAUUUAUCAAAACAACUUCAGGCUUAACCCACUGGAUUCAGUGCAGACAAGGUUCAAGUGGCAUGUCACCACAAAAGUAAAAGAUCUUGAAAGCCGUCGCCGUGAAAAAUUGGCAGAUCUUUUAAAUUCUGUUGUUCAUUUUCCGGGGUCUUACCGCAUGGUUGAUAUCGUCAGCUCCUCAACCGCAGCUGAAACAGUUAAUCAAUCCUCAGCAAAAUUUCUUGAGCCGUCCAUGGAGAACUACCCCUUCUGUUUGCAGAUGGGGGUAAACCUUUGGGCAGUGAAAGAGCGGCCUUUGAAUGAGAGACUGGAUUUGGGUCUCCUGACCAAUGGGGUUCUGCUAGAAGUGAGUAGCUUUGUCGGGAAGCUGUGUGGCAAUGUCUGGGAGGUCAUGUUUGAUGUUCUUGAGCACAAUUUCGACCUCAACCCUCAAGGUGGAGAAAUCGCGCAAGCGCUUCAGAACUGGUACUGGCGACGCAUAACAUCAAACCGAGGGAUUGAGACAUUUGCAGAACUUAACAUGUGCAUUGCUAAGAUUGUUCAAGCGAAUAAAAGCUGCACCAAAGAAAGACUUUUCAACCAGGUCAUAAAGAAGGACUUGGCUGAGGAGUUUAAACAAGGAACUUUCCAUUGUGACCCCUAUCCCCUAUGUAAAGAGUUGGGGAUAAACCUUGAAAUGGAUUCAAAGUGGGAAGCCAGAGCAAAAUUGGACUUGCAAGUGUUGACCAGGGCGGUCAUCUAUGAGGUACACAGAUAUGUGGGGGAAAACCCUCAGAAGGAUAAUUAUGUUCCUAUGCUGUACAAGAUCUUGGAAGACAACUUUGACCUUAGCUCCCAGCUUCACCGGCGCUGCAAGUUUGCACUUGCAAUCGCAUCCCAAGUGAAAGCCAUGGCUGGGAACUUUAGAGGUUCAACCCGGAAGGGAGACUAUCCAAACAAGGUGUUUGAGUUACCUUUUGAAUUCCCAAUCAGUGGGCAGGUUCUCUUAAAAGAAGAGCCGGAAGAUGGAUACUGUGAUUUGGAUGAUGAUAAUGACAAUAUUGAGUUUGUCUGCCAAUUUAUCCCUGUUGAUAUUGAGAUAACACUGGAUUAGGAUUAUUGUUUUAGGUAAGCAUGUGGUUUGCAGUUUAUAUCAUUUCGAAAGGAGUACAAUACCUUUAUUUCUAUUCCACAGAUUGUACCAAAGGGAAAAAUAUUUGAUAACCUUUAGCUCUUUAGUCAAAAGAACAAUGCUGUCAAUUACCAUGUUAGAGGAUUUUUUUGUGUGAAGUGAUAUGUUGUCAUGUUGGCCUCCUCCUAGCACCAUAUCUAAAUUGUAAGUUAUGUUGUAGGAAAUGGAUGGUUAAAAUGGAUCAUGUGUGCAAUGUAAAAAGUUAUGAAUGUAAAAUUAAAACUGACAUUUUCUUA
Molecule: messenger RNA, 3281 nt
Organism: Gadus macrocephalus (Pacific cod)
Lineage: Eukaryota; Metazoa; Chordata; Actinopteri; Gadiformes; Gadidae
Exons: 2
Coding region: 532-2967 (811 amino acids)
Source: RefSeq, a predicted model, not a curated record